Molecule: messenger RNA, 501 nt
Organism: Pelobates cultripes (western spadefoot toad)
Lineage: Eukaryota; Metazoa; Chordata; Amphibia; Anura; Pelobatidae
Source: the annotation of a GenBank genome assembly
AUGGAUGACAGCACUCCCCCAGUUCCAGCCAUAGCCAAGAUGGCCACCAAUACAGCACAUACCACCAAUGUCACAACUAAAAUGGCCACUGCUUCAUCCAAGACGACUUCUACUGGAUUCAAGACUAUGACCUAUAACCCUCAUAUGCCAUUGGAAAUGGCGGAGGGUUUACCACCAUCGGCUGGUUUGAUUAUCCAACUAAUACAAGACCUGCGUGUGGACUUUAAAAAUGACCUUAAAAAAGAUUUCGAUAACAUGUAUGGGAUUUUGGAGAAAAUUGGUCAACGCACGGAGGACGUUGAACACAGAAUGUCUACACAAGAAUCUUUUCAUUUAGAACUGGUAAAAACUGUAAGCGAUCUUCAAAAACAGGUUAACCAGCAGGCAGAACGAAUAGCAGAUUCUGAGGACAGGAGCAGACGCAACAAUGUUAGAAUCAGGGGGAUCCCUGACACUGUAGAUACUUCGGAAUUAUUGCACUAUUUCCAAACCAUGGUCUAA